AUGUUUUUCGAAAAUGGUAUUGUACCGGAUACUCUGUCAAAUCUUCAAGAACUGCAUACUCUUAGUAUGACUAACACACCUAUCACUAAAAUGACCGAUAAACUAGCAACUCUUCAACGCCUUCAGAGUUUGACUUUGGAUAAGUGUUCGCUUACUGAUUUACCAAACCUUAGUGGAUUGUCUAAUUUAAUUAGACUUUCCCUUCCAAAUAAUCGGUUAUCCAAACUUGAAGGAUUGAUAAAAGUUAAUUCGCUAUUACUUUAUAAGAAUCUCUUCACUAAAAUACCAAUUCUAGCAGUACCUGAAGCACUUCGUAGACUCGAUAUGAACUACAAUCCUGUGACGAAUAUGUAUAUCGUUACUUAUUUUACCAAUCUAACAGAGCUUAGACUUAGUGAAACAAAGAUUUCGGUCAUUCCUCCAGAGAUUUAUUAG
This is a messenger RNA of Rotaria sp. Silwood2, 435 nucleotides long. The record is from the annotation of a GenBank genome assembly. NCBI's taxonomy places the organism in Eukaryota, Metazoa, Rotifera, Eurotatoria, Philodinida, Philodinidae.